AUGGCCGCGUGUGGCGAGUACAUAAGGAGUCAGUUUCCUUCGAUAGACGAUGAUUUGUACCAGUACGUGGAGGGAAUACUCGACAGUUCGAAGGAUGAUUUCGAGGACGGGGACGAAGUCUACGAGGCCAUCGGCGAGGUCCUCCACGAGGUAGCCGAUAAACCAGAAAUCGAGGUUAGGAGAAUAUGCAGGAAACUGCUGGAGAUACUGAAGGGUGGACCCAAUGGUGACGGGGAGAAUCUUGAUGAAAGGCGAAAGAACGGUGUAAAUAAAGUGUUGAACGCGCCAGUCCACUUAGGGACCAUGGCUGCUACCCUGGAGGCACAAGUUGAGCAGAUCAAGAGUAUCUGGGUAACCACCAGAGACGAUUCCAUGAAAGUCGACGCCAAGAAGUUGGAAAAGGCAGAGGCAAAAUUGCAGCAGAAACAGGAGAAACGCGUGGGCAUUGAAUUAGGGGCCUUGGCGCGAAAUAAUACCGCAGUUAUUCAGACGUCGGAGAGUGCAAGCGCGAGUCAGAUGACCAGUAAAAAGGACAGUAGGAUGGAAACGAAAGGAGGGACUAAUCGAACCCAGGACAUCAGGAUAGAGAACUUCGACGUGGCCUAUGGAGACCGAGUCCUCUUACAAGGGGCUGACCUGACUCUGGCUUUCGGCAGGAGAUAUGGUCUGAUUGGUCGAAAUGGACUGGGGAAGACUACCUUACUUCGCAUGAUAUCCAGUAAGCAGUUACGAAUACCAUCCCACGUGCGAGUGCUGCACGUAGAGCAAGAGGUGGCGGGCGACGACACGUCUGCUUUGGAAUCCGUCCUGGCGUGCGACCACGAGCGCAGUGCCCUUCUAAGUCGAGAAGCGGAACUGCAGUCAGCAAUAGAAAAAGAAACCGCCAGCGACUCGGCGGGCGAGGAAUUAGCGCGAAUUUACGAAGCGAUGAGGCUGGCCGAGGUGGACAAGGCUCCAGCGAGAGCCAGCGAGAUCCUUUCAGGUUUAGGCUUCGCCGUGGAGAGGCAGUCCUGGCCGACGAAAUCCUUCUCCGGAGGCUGGAGGAUGCGACUCGCGCUCGCCAGGGCUCUCUUCUCCAAGCCUGAUCUUCUCCUCUUGGACGAGCCCACGAACAUGCUGGACAUCAAAGCCAUCCUCUGGCUGGAGAAGUAUCUCCAAUCCUGGCCCACCACGUUGCUGGUCGUGUCUCACGACAGGAAUUUCUUAGAUACGGUACCAACCGACAUCCUCUACCUCCGAGGACAGAAGAUCGAGGCGUACCGAGGUAACUAUGAACAGUUCGCGAAAACGAAGGGUGAGCGCGAGAGGAACCAGCAACGCGAAUACGAGGCCCAGCAAGCCAAGCGAGCUCACGUGCAAGAGUUCAUCGACCGCUUCCGAUACAAUGCCAAUCGUGCCUCCAGUGUACAGAGCAAGAUUAAGAUGCUGGAAAAACUGCCUGAGCUUAAGCCCAUGGAGAAGGAGGGCGAGGUCACGCUCCGGUUUCCCGACGUCGAGCAACUCAGUCCACCGAUUCUCCAACUGAACGAGGUUUCCUUCCGCUACGAGGGCGGGAACGACAGUUCCUACAUAUUCACCAACGUAAACCUCACUGCCACUUUACAGUCGCGGAUCUGUAUAGUCGGCGAGAACGGGGCGGGAAAAACAACCCUGUUAAAAAUCAUAACCGGAGCCUUGAGCCCGACCAGGGGGACCUUGCACGUCCACCGCAACCUGAAGUUCGGGUACUUCAGUCAGCACCACGUCGACCAGCUGGACAUGAGGGUUUGUCCGGUGGAGCUGCUUCAAAAUCACUUUCCAGGUAAACCAACGGAAGAGUACAGGCGGAUGCUGGGCAGUUUCGGCAUCAGCGGCGACCUGGCUCUUCAGACCAUCAACUCUCUCUCGGGAGGGCAGAAGUCUCGAGUGGCCUUCGCCUUGAUGUGCGCCGCCAUGCCGAAUUUCCUGGUGCUCGACGAGCCGACGAACCACCUGGACAUCGAGUCGAUAGAAGCUCUCGGGAAGGCGUUGCAAAUUUGCCAAGCUGGAGUGAUCUUGGUGUCCCACGACGAGCGACUCAUCCGCAUGGUCUGCAAGGAGCUAUGGGUCUGCGGGGAGGGCUCGGUGAAGUGCAUCGAAGGCGGCUUCGACGAGUACCGAAGGAUCAUCGAGAAGGAGCUAGAGGCGUAGGAAAAUUCCAGGGAUCCUCGAAUCCAGGACCUCUUGAGCGAUGCCUAGUGGACGAUUCCCCACGUCGCAAGACCCCCCCCAAGUGAUACCAAGGCGCUCUUUUAUAUUACCUUCCCCCUCCGUCGACGCGAACUGCCAGGAUAGAGGCGCCGACCGAGGAACCUCGCCCCAUCACCUGCGACGGUAUCAUUUUAUUUAUAAAUAAUCAAUGUUUAGAUAGCCCUGCCGAUCGGUAUCUCGCACGAGGCAGAAAGAACUCAAGCUCUGUCGUUACUGUACAUCUAAUUUAAUAAAUCGGUCAUUGUUA
Messenger RNA from Orussus abietinus, 2476 nucleotides. Its product is annotated as ATP-binding cassette sub-family F member 3. Lineage: Eukaryota; Metazoa; Arthropoda; Insecta; Hymenoptera; Orussidae. Gene Ontology annotation, molecular function: ATP binding; ATP hydrolysis activity. Bases 1 to 2169 code for a protein of 722 amino acids. The record is from RefSeq and is a predicted model, not a curated record. The transcript has 9 exons.